GCUUUUUGUCCUUGUUAGGCUUCCUUCUUUACUUCCACAGCGUGGAUUUCAAUGACAUUUUGAGCUUUCAUAAGACAGCUCCUUUAUUCCGCUUUAAUCAUGUCUUUAGUUUAUUUAUUCAGAACUGUUUUAAGAGAAGCAGUUGGGGCCAGCCACACGGUGCGGUGUUUGCAUUCAGGAUAUCAGUUACUGGCUGCAGAUAAAGCCUUGCUCAUGAAACUGAGGAAAAACACCGGCUACACCUUUAUCAACUGCAAGAAAGCCCUAGAGAAGUUUGAGAAUGACAUAACGCAGGCUGAAAGCUGGCUGCAUGAACAGGCCCAGAAAGAGGGCUGGACCAAAGCCAGCAAGCUGGUGGGUCGAAAGGCUAAAGAGGGCCUGAUUGGCCUGUUUGUGGAGAAUCAAACUGCAGCAAUGGUGGAGGUGAAUUGUGAGACAGACUUUGUUGCCCGUAAUGAGAAGUUCCAGCAGCUGGUAAAGGAUGUGACUUUAGCCACAUUGGCUCAUCAUCAGAAUAAAAGUCAAAGCCAGACAGGAUAUGUAAAGAGUGUUCUGUCGGGUGAGGAGUUGAAUAAACUCAGUGUGGGAGAAGGACCUUCAUUAGCUGACCAUGUGGCUCUCACGAUUGGUCGCCUUGGUGAGAACAUGUCUCUGAGGCGGGCAGUGACACUGGGGGUCCCUGCCGAGUGGCACAUAGGCUCAUAUGUGCAUGGCAACAUCAGUGGCAAGACCGAGGUGUCGAUGGGCCGUUAUGGUGCUCUGGUUAUAUUUCAGGGUGGAAAGGAUGGAGAACAACAUAUUUUAGGUCACAAACUUGGACAGCACAUAGUGGGGGAGGCCCCUUUGUCCCUGGGCAACAUGGAGGACCUGCCCUGUGGAGAAUCUGAGACCCGCCUCCUGCCUCAGACGUUUCUGGGAGACCCCAGCAGGACAGUGGCGCAAUUCCUCAAGGGUCAACAGGCUCGCGUGUUGGACUUUGUCCGAUUUCAGUGUGGAGAGACACUGCAGGAAGAAUAAAGUGGGAAUGUGCAUGUACAGCAAAAAAAUGGAAGAGAAAGAGCCACUGAGUGGAGUCAUGAAUGAUAGCAGAAUAGUGUAAGAAAUAUACAUUUGGAGGGGAUGAAAAUUAAUGUUAACUUUGAACAAAUGUUGCAGUUGUCUGCUAAAUGUACUUUUCUGAAAUAAAA
Messenger RNA from Cyprinodon variegatus (sheepshead minnow), 1187 nucleotides. RefSeq names its product Ts translation elongation factor, mitochondrial (gene tsfm). Gene Ontology annotation, molecular function: protein binding; translation elongation factor activity. Gene Ontology annotation, biological process: mitochondrial translational elongation. Lineage: Eukaryota; Metazoa; Chordata; Actinopteri; Cyprinodontiformes; Cyprinodontidae. The coding region runs from base 100 to 1017 and encodes 305 amino acids. The record is from RefSeq and is a predicted model, not a curated record. The transcript has 6 exons. Gene Ontology annotation, cellular component: mitochondrial matrix.